AGCUACUUUAUAAGCAGCAACUCUGAGCCUGAAAUGGCAGUCUCCACUGCCUUACUGUGGCCACAGGAUGGAUACCUGCAGGGGUCCCUACACCCACCUAAUCUCUCUUCUCCUUCUCCUCCUGUUCCCUUCAGAGGUAACCUGCCGUCCCUCUGGGAGAAGACCUGGCAAGAUGCAAGCAUUCAGAAUCUGGGAUAUUAACCAGAAGACCUUCUACCUGAGGAAUAACCAACUGGUUGCUGGAUAUUUACAAGGGCCAAAUACUAAACUAGAAGAAAAGAUAGAUGUGAUGCCCAUUGACCCUCAUGCUAUGUUCUUGGGGAUCCAUGGAGGGAAGCUGUGCCUGUCCUGUGUCAAGUCUGCUAAUGACAUCAGGCUCCAGUUGGAGGCAGUUAACAUCACUGACCUGAGCAAGAACAAAGAGCAGGACAAGCGCUUCACCUUCAUCCGCUCAGACAAUGGCCCUACUACCAGCUUUGAGUCAGCUGCCUGCCCAGGCUGGUUCCUCUGCACAGCAUUGGAGGCUGACCAGCCUGUCAGCCUCACCAACACACCAGAAAAGGACAUUAUGGUCACCAAGUUCUAUUUCCAGGAAGACCAGUAGUACUGCCCAGACCUACCUUUCUCCACUUCCAGGCCAUCAAUGACUCCAGGAACUGCCUCUCCACCUUGGGCAUAUAUGGGUUCUAAGGAGCAACCUUUGCAGAGCAGACCUGGGGAAGGAGGCACAAAAGCCCUGGUGACAGGACUCUUCCCACCGUCUCUCAGCUGAUCCAGUCUCUACUCUGCUUCCAGAAUGAUCUUCCAAAGUACAAACUGAAUCAUGGCAGCCCCUUGCUCAAAGCCCUUCCCUGUUGCCUGUUUCCCCUGGGUGAAAUCCAGACUACCUAUAGUGCCCAGGUGCCUUUUGUUCUUCUUUCUCUACCUCCCCUCUUCCACCACCUGCCAUAUCCAUGACCCAUAUCCAUCAGAUCACUUGCUGACCCUCACCAAAUGGCUCCCAUCCCCUGUUUUACCCACCAAUGCUGGUCCAUGGGAAGUUUUUUUCUUGUAGUUGAUUUUGUUUUGGUUUUGGUGCUAGGGAUGGAACCCAGGGCCUCACAUGCUAAUUGUGUUCUUUACCCCUGACCUACACUCCCAGCCCAUGAGGAAAAAUUUAAAUGUCUGGAAAAUAUAAAUUAAGGAGUUCAGGAUUAUUUUUAUUAAGCCAACUUUAUUCAGUGUGAAGUAGAGUCCUUCAUUUGGAGGUUAUGUCCUUUCUGAGAGGGACUGGAGAUUAGAAUGCUUCUGUAUUUAUGAAAUGAUGAUGAACCUGGCGAAACAGGUGGUAAUUUUUCCUUUUGUCCCUUCUUUUUAUGGUGCCAAAACUGUAAAAAUUAGUGGACUUUGUUGGCCCUGCAGUUUUUGUCUUUUUUGAAACAUUCCCAUAAUCUGGAACGCCUGCCUAUCCCUGAGCACCAUCUCCACUCCAGAACUUCCACAGCUACCUUUAGUUCUUACUCCUCAUCACAAGUUUCCAGACUGACUCUGCACUAUGCAAAAUGUGGCUCCCCAGGUCCUUUCUGCUCUGGAGGGAUGGAUCCACAAAUUGCUCUUUGACCAUGUUAGCACCUCUCUGACACUGAGACUUGUGUGAAAGGUAGCUGUCUGUCUCCCCUACUAGAUUGUGAGCUCCAGGGAGCAGGGAGCAUGAAUUGUAUAUCCCAGGUCCCUGAAGGACUGAGCACUCAGCCUAGUCUUUAGUAGAUAUUCAAUGAAUUUAUGUUGUAUGUGUCAGCUUUGUUUUAUAAUAAAACUGAAAAUGCCUACUUUGCUGGCUAUGACCAUGGCCUUGCCAGGUAUAGGGCAUACAGAACUGGGGAAAUGGGGAAGCCAAAUGGUUUUUCUCACCCAGGGAUGUGGCCUGGCUGCCUCUCCUCUGAGAAUCAAUCCUCUUCCCCUUUGGUCUUCACUCUACCUGGAUAACAUGAGAGCAAAUGUACCUAUCUGGAAGGUGUGGAACAGCAUUCUCCAC
This is a messenger RNA of Castor canadensis (American beaver), 2014 nucleotides long. RefSeq names its product interleukin 1 receptor antagonist (gene Il1rn). Gene Ontology annotation, molecular function: interleukin-1 receptor binding; interleukin-1 receptor antagonist activity; cytokine activity. Gene Ontology annotation, biological process: inflammatory response to antigenic stimulus; negative regulation of interleukin-1-mediated signaling pathway. Lineage: Eukaryota; Metazoa; Chordata; Mammalia; Rodentia; Castoridae. The record is from RefSeq and is a predicted model, not a curated record.